AGCGCGCAAAUUCCCAGCGUGCCCAGCGGCACGAUGGUGGUUGUCGCUGAGCGAGUAGAGUGCGAGUGAGGAGCGGCCGGCGGUCGGUGGCCAGAGCCAGCGGACAGGGGAGCAGCGAGCAGUCACCACCGCCAGCAGCCCAGUUACGGCAGGCCCGGCCCCGGAUUCCCAGAGGACCUGCCUAUAGCAAGAGCGAGUGGACAACAGGAAAAACUAACUUUUAGAUCCAGUGGGUUUGACACCUAUGAACAGUUGUGCACUGCAAGUAAGGCAUAGGGAAUCUGAACAUGAGUAACACAGCGGCAACGAGAAAGCCAUACAGGAAGGCACCUCCUCAGCACCGGGAGAAUCGGAAUGAGCCACCAGUUUUUAGGAAUCAACUAGAUGGGACAGCCGUAUCAACUGAACAGAGCCAGGAACCACUGACUGAUGGGGACCGAAUUAAGUUGUUACAGCAACAGAAUGAAGAGCUGCUUCGAAAGCUGACCCAUAGCACAAAAAAGUUGGAGAUGAUGGAGGCCGACUUUGAGUCAAGCCGACAUUACCUUGAGGCAGAGCUGAACCAUGCCCGAGAAGAAGUGGACAAACUGAAGGACAAAUUCCGCAGAUUACAGAACAGUUACACUGCAUCCCAACGAACAAAUCAGGAGCUGGAGGACAAACUGCGUGCCCUGAUUAAGAAAGCUGAACUGGAAAAAAAGACACUCGACUGGGAAAUUGUGGAACUUACAAACAAAUUACUUGAUUCAAAAACUGCUAUAGACAAAUUGGAGGAGUUAAAUGAGCGCUAUCGACAAGAUUGUAACCUUGCUGUUCAACUGUUAAAGUGCAACAAAUCUCAUUUCAGGAACCACAAGUUUGCAGAUCUCCCUUUUGUACUUCAAGAGAUGGUAAACAAGCAUCUGGAGUCCAGUGAAGAUUUCCAGACAGGACGGGAGCCAGUCCUCACGCUUGGUUCCUCUGAUGUUGUGCCAACUUCUGUCAUUGCCAGAGUUUUGGAAAAGCCGGAGCCAUUGAUCCUGAACUCUGCCAAGUCCAGCAGCAGCUCACAACCUGUUGCAGAAGAUGUCUUUGUCCAUGUGGACAUGAGUGGCAACACCAAUGGUGUGAACUGUGCAGGGAAAGAAGGAGAUCAAGACAUGACAGAGGCAGUAUUGCCUAAAAAUGGGAUGUGUAGGCAGCCAGUUUGUUCAGAGAGCAUACCAGAUGAAGCAGCCACCUUUGAGAGGCUGAAUCCAUACCCCACUCCACCUCAGAAUCUUUUCCCUGGCCGUAAAGCUGUCAUUGAAUUUUCUUCUGAUGACAAGGUUAAAAUCCCAAAGAACAGUCCCUUACCCAACUGUACAUAUGCCACCAGGCAAGCCAUAUCUCUCAGUCUGGUCCAAGGGGAGGAAGAUGGGUUGGAACUACAGCGGACUGUAGCCAAUAGUCCGUCCUCAAGCAGGAGGAAGUCAGGACAGGCAACCAACAGGCAGUACCAAUCUCCAAAGUCAGGCACACCCAGAGGGCCGGGAAACCAGUUUCAGUCAGCUCAGUCGAGUCCAUUCAACAGCCCACCUCAAACAUUAAGUGCAUUUGCCAGCUCUACAAGUUCAGAAGAAGACCUGCUUGCCAACUGGCAGAGGAUGUUUGUAGAGAAGGUAGCUCCUGCCUCUGAAAGGGUCUUUGCUCAUCGAACAUCUUUCAGCAGUGACAUGGUGCAAGAGUUGCAGAAUAGUUUGGGCAACCAUGUUGCUGUGGGUGAGAGUAGGCCAGCUUACUCGGACGGGGAAGAAUCUGGCCAGAGCUGCAGCUGGACCAUGAGUCGGGAUUCUAGCCUGGAUACAGACAGUAUUGAUUCUAAAGUACAGAAAAACAAAUGUACAUUGGGUUACAGGAGCAAGUUCUCUCAAGAAGAAGGUGAGCAGUUGCUGAACACCGCAGCUGUCAAUCAGCUGGACUCGCAGUCUAGUCCACUGCAGAAGCACAAAGGAUACACGGAUACUGUCUCUAGUAUAGUGGAAGAACACGAAGUUCUACUUUAUGAAAGCCAGACCACACUACAAGAUGAGCUGGAAGAGAUUGAAGACAAAACAUUGAUGACUUCAGUGGGGCGUCAGCAGAAGAGUCCAAAAAGGAUGGGCGUCCAUUACUUAUUGCGAAAGGACAGUCUAACUAGGGCACAGGAACAGGGUACCUUGCUGGAUUAAAAUCAAGGUACCACCCAAAAUGUCACUCAGCAAAGAAAGCCUUUUGAAAACCUUUUUUGUGUGUGUAGAAAUUAACAAUGUUUCCUAGGAGUGUAUGAAGCUGAGCAAAAGCAAACUAAUCAGCAUGUGCAGUUUUAGUAGAAUCUGAGUUCAAAAGGCAAUACUUCAGACAGUAUUUUCUCAGAAAAUCAUUUUAUUAUGAACUAAGUCAUUAUGGGGUGGGGGGGAACCAAAUUUCUGAAGAGUAUUCAUGCUGGGCGAUGGCAGGUAAUUUCUCAGUGUGUCUUUGGUUUUUGAGUUUUUGUGUACUUAAUGUUUUCCUUGCAUGCUUUGAGCAAUGCGAGUGAUUGCAUAUUUUAGUUAUCCUUCGGGUGGUAUUAAAUUUGUGAAAUGAUCUCAGUGCAUUAAGAAUGGUAGGUGUUGGCCUUAUUUCAAAGAUGUAGCAGACACCAGAAUGUAUUUUAAGCUCCUUGGUUUAAGUUGAGACUGCUAAUGCCAAUCUUUAACAUACAAACCAUUUAGUUGUGUUUGUAAUUUGCCUGUCCUGUCCUGAAUUACUAUGUGAAUCACUGAUUCAUUGGUUUGCAGUGUUACCACAAAUAUUAUGGCUGCCUAACUUUGCCCAAAUGGAGAAAAAGUGACAUUGAAUUUAAUUUUUUUUGGUUCUGAUGUUUACUUCUGCCUACUAAAGUCCAGAAUAGACCUCUACAACAUCUUGAAAUUAAAGAUGUAUGAAAAGAUGUUUGACAAAGGCAGAAAUACAAAAUGGAAACUUUUCAGAUACUUUUGAUAGAAGCAUUUUAGAAUUUCCAGACUGCCGUCUAACAUGGUCUUGUCUUCCCAUUGCAACCCAGUGAACAGUAGAAGUGUUUCUAAAGUGUUACCACAUAUUCUUACUGCCUCACUUACCAAGCAGGUGGUCCAUGACAGGUUAAAUCUGGGUUACCACUAAGCAGAACUGGAUAAGUUCCCAUGGUUGCCAACUCUAGACUGUAAAACAGGGAAGCUUGAAUGAAUUGUUAAACAAACUGACUGCUUUGUUGAUCAGCUGCAGAGAUCUGAAACUUCCAGCCUCUGUGUGGUGUUGUGUUAUUUUCUAACCACCAGAUAAGGCUCCAACAUCUGCAAUGCCCACACCUAACCUGAAGAUUACUGAAUGGCUUGGUUGUCUAAACUGGAUUAACAACCGUUCAUUUCCCUGUUUUACCACCACAAUAAUACAAAAUGUGUCUGUACAAUAUUGAAGUACAGAUAAAUGCUUCUGUAAAAAUAGAUUUUCCUGCCAUUCUUUGAAAUGGGGUGUAACUGUCCAGCCCUCAAUAUCCUGCAGUUUCCUCUAAAUAUCUGUUGAUCUGGGAAAGAAUCCCAACUUUACAAUGUCCUCUUCCAUUGGCUAACUUAAUGACAAUAUUCCAACUGUUAGGUUUAAAAGUUAUGAAUUAAAAUUAAGUAUUAAUAUUUCUAAACUUUUGGGUAGGUUACUGCUUACCUGAAAAAAUUCAAAGCUGAUUGCGUCCUUGUAAUGAAGUUAGUUCUACAUUACAGUAUUUUAAAACGAGCAUCAACUGCCAAACUCAGCAAUGGGUAACUGAAUGAAAUCGGUUUUUAUCUGGCUGACUGUUGCAGGUGCAAGACCUCUUGGGCACUCAUAACUUGCUCCUCAGGGAAAAUAUUAUAAGCCUGUUGGGAGCACGCGCACACACUCACACUCACACUCACUCACUCACUCUCCAAGAACUCCUUCAUCUGGUAACUUCUCAACUAACUUAUCCAUCUUAACCUUGUGAUCCUCCUCCCUCACUUUUAGAAUAUUAAGUUUUUCUUGAAUGUAAAACUAUUGUGUUAUCAUAUAGUGAGUUAGCAGUUUGAGUUAGAUAACAGAGUUUGCCCACAUGUUUGAAUUUUAAUUUCCACUGAUCAAUAAUUUUGCAUUUUGGGUAUGGGAAUUUUUCUCGGUUAAAUCAUUAAAGCAGUGGUAAGUUUGGAUGAGGUGUGCAAACCUGACUUCACUUUGAGGCAGUGAAUUCAUGUGGUGCCUUUCUUUGAUUGACUGUAGGUGACGAUACAAAAGUUUAGCUUUUCAGUGACACCAUAAGUAGAUAGCAGCCUGACUUGUAUUUUCAGUAAACCUCUUUACCAAUGGAAUUUAGUCACACAAUAUUCCCAAUUAAAUAUGUGAAGUCAUAAAAAUAAAGUUGUAACGCUAAGAGGAUAGGCAUCUGAAACAGAAACAAAGAAUAUUGGACAUACUCAGCAGGUCAGGAAGCAUUAGAUGUUUCAGGUUGCCAGUCUGCAAAAAGCCCUCAAGCCAAUUGAUGCAUCUGAAGGCAGUCCUGAGGACUGGACACUAGUUUGAAUACAAUAUCAAGCUGCUUCCUAAUAUCCACUUGGCUGUGAUGUAUCCAAUAUUUUUCAUGGCCUAUUCUGCUUUUGAACAGUUUGCAGCAUGUGUUACGACUGAGAACAAUAAUUUUUCAGUUGUCAAUCUCGAUGUACAGAUUUCAUUAUUUCAGCCAUCUUUGAAGCUUUUUCCCUGUUCAUCUCUUGACUUUUUUUUUCAGAUGUUCUUCAAGGAAUAUCUUCCUUGGUCUUUCUCCAUGACAUUGAUCUUUUGGGGAUUUAGAUGUCUAGGGUUCUGUCAUGCUGUCAUGAUCGCUUUAGUAUUCUGAGGUAGAUAAAAAUGAUUAAUUUCCUUCAGUGGGUGUCCAUCACUUGAGUGCAGACUAGUCAACUAAGGGCCUUGGCUCCAUAGACAGCCUUUAUUUUUAAUGAUAUGACUUCAAUCCUGUAGUUUUCCAAAGUUCUCCUUUAACAGUCCUGUCUGUGAUUUCUUUUUCAUAGACAAGACACAGGCUGUUUGGUAUAAGAAUUAUAUAAGGUCCAUUUGAGAGUACACUAUUGCAAUGCAAUCCAUGUCUUCCCAGGAGUGAGUCAAUUAGCAGCAUAAUCACAACAGCAGCUUUAGUCCCAAUCUGUGAUCUCCACGAUAAGCAACUUUGCAUACUGAAGCACAUUUGACAUGAUUUAACAUGAUUCGGGUUUCACCAUCCUCUGAUGUAUUGGCAGCUAAGUUCUCGAUCAUUUGGAUGAUUUUGUUUUCUAUUAUAAAUUUAGAAUCUUUUACAGACAUACCUAAUCUCUGUGUCAAGAUUUGGUCUUUCAAGCAUAAAGGAGCUCAGUGUCUUCUCCACUUUCUUAAGAGUUGUGUGGUGUUAAUAUCUCAUGUAUUUUUCCUCAGCUGGAACAGAAGCCAAACAGCAUUGGGUAAGGACUCAGGACUUUAUGUGAAAUUAUUUAAUUGACAGACUAAUUUCCUAUCCUUUUGUUUAGUAGGUUUGCAGAAUCGUCUAUGCACUGUUGUUCCCUUUAGUCCCCCUUACUUGGCCCACACAGUCAUACCUUGUAUGAGAUGAUUAUUACCAGUCUUAUAUGUUUAUGUAGGGGUUGUGAUCCAGCUGUUUUUCCUUCGGACUUCCCAAGUGUUCACUUAGUUUUGGGAAUAUUCUGUUUAAAGAUCAGAACAAUUGAAUUGAGCUUGUUCUUUCCCUGUUUAGUUUUUGUUUUCGAUCAGCCAUCUUUUAGCUUUUGGUCUUGGCCGUGUAAGUUUAAAUGAAUCUGAACUCAGGGCAUUUAAUGCACCAGGUACUGAUUUGAACAUUAUUGAGCUGCAUCAUGCUGUCCUGCUUUUGAAUUUGCUGAUAAUUUGGGGUUUUCAGGCUACAGCCUGUGAUCUCCAGUUGAUUUGACCCAAAACUUUGAGAGGGUGAGGUGGUGGUGAACGCCAUUCUGCUGUUGACUCUUGUGGUAAAUGUGAACUUCAUUGCCAUUGUAUAAACUUUUGGUUCUUGUGUUGUAGUCUUGCUGACAUUGAGAUUACUGUAUAUUCCAGUCUUUGUUCAGGGGAAGUUGAUCAUUACUCUGCCAUACUUUGUUAUUAAUGCCUGACUAAACUAGAGCCAACUAAAAUCAUCAAAGCAGUAUUAGUUUAUUUUUCUUUGACACCUAAGUCAUACUAUUUAUGGUCUUCUCAUAAAACUUACCUUUGAUUUCAGCUGAGUGAUUAAAAUUGAUGCAUAGGGAUUGAUGAAAGUAGUGAAACACAGACAGUGGGAUGUUCUCUGAAGGUCAUACGACAGUCAUUAAUAUUCUGUAAGAGACUUUCCAGAUCAUUGACAACGUUUGACAUAACAACAAAGUCAGUACCAGACCAAAAGUUGGGACACUGACAUUUAUUUAGAUCCAGGAAACGAGCAGACAUGGAAUAGGGAAAAAGAAGGCUCAUUUUGUGGGUGGAGCAGUUAAAUAACAAAAGGCUGGUGAUGCAUGACUAAAGGGAGACAGCAAUGGGACAAGUAAACAUGUGACUAGAGGUCAGAUUAAUUUCCAGACAAUGUUGAACUCAGUGAGUCUGGUAGUGUAACUGAGAAGUGGAGACCUGUUGCUCAAAGUUACAUUGCUCUUCACUUUAGAUCUGUGUGGGAAGUGGAGGAUAAAUGGGAUAUGAGCACCUGAAAGCCUGAUGUCAAUUAUGCAUUCUGUGUGAAUAUGUCCCCCAGCUAACUUCCACUAAUGUGGAAGAGGACUAUUGUGGAGAGGACUGCACUGAGAGUGGUACAGCAUAUACCAAUUGAACAAAGCAGAAUUGAGUACCCUUUUCACCAAGAAAGAGUAAGUGCACCCUCUGUCAAUUGUGGGGCGAUUAUAAAAACAAACUGUUUGGUGAAAUUGAGGCUUAGAGCAGGAAUGAGUGAUGCAUUUUGGAGUGGUAUCAAGUUGAAGGUACCAGAAAUGGUAGACAGUGAUCUGGUGAAUGUUGGCUAGAAAUGGAAGCGCUGGAGGAACUCGCCCUGUUGAACAACAUGUGUGGAAAGAGAAACCGGUCAACAUUUUGGAUCAGAAAUCUUCACAACUGGGGAAUGAGGUACAAUAUAUAAAAAAAAGCAUGUGGUGACUUGUUUGACGGAUUAGGUGAGGUGCAUGAGUAUAAUUUGUAGAAACAGUGCAAAAGAGGCAUAAAUGUGAUAAUGUGAAACAAAGAGAGCAGUUUACCUGAAGUUAGAAAAUUCACUGUUCAUUUCAAAAGAUUUGGAAGUACUCAUUUAAAAUGUUUUUCUAGGUAAUGUUGGACUUCACUGUGCCACUGGAGGGGACAUCAGAAGGGAAGUGAACUGAGCACACAGUGGGAAGCUCAGUAACACUCUGGCAGAUUGAGCUCAGGUGCUCCACAAGGCAGUCACUCAAGCUGCGUUUGGUUUCUUCCGUGUAGAGGAGUGAACUGUCAACACUGAAUGCAGUACAUUAUACUGGGAAGAAGAACAUGACCCUCUCCCAUGCUGCUUCUUUAAAGUGCCUUGCUAUUGGUCAUUAAUCACACUCCUUACCGCUUGAGCUGUCCUAACCUAUCUCCAUGUAGGCUUCUGUGUUACACUUCACAAAGCUGUAAACUCUCCAUGCUUCCCCAGGUCACUGAAACAUUGAGAGGUUUCCCUUUCAGCUGAUGUUGCUGGAUGGCUGAGAACUUGCAGCAUUUCUGUUUCAGUUUCCGAUUCUGGCGCCCACCGUUUUGUUUGGUCUUCUUUUCUUUGAAUAUGGGAACUGGUUUGUGAAUGGACACAAGAAUACAAUAUCCUAGUUCUGGCAGGGGAGAAGAGGUAAAGGCAGAAGUGUGGAAAUGGAAUAGAUCUGAUCCAGGAUCCUCAGCAUGCCAGGCAGCAUCUAUGGAAAAGAGUACAGUCAAUGUUUCAGGCCGAGACUCUCAGCAGGACAAAGGGUUGUGGCCUGAAAUGUUGACUCUACUCUUUUCUGUAGAUGCUGCCUGGCCUGCUGAGUUCCUCCAGCAUCACACACAAAAUGCUGGGGGAACUCAGCAGGCCAAGCAGCAUCUAUGGAAAAAAGUACAGUUGAUAUUUCAGGCCAAAACCCUUUGGCAGGACCCAUUUUGUGUGUCUUGCUUGGAUUUCCAGCAUCUGCAGAUUUUCUGUUGUUUGUGAUCCAGGAUUCUGUUAAGUGAUUAACUGAAAAGUGAAGAUGACACUAGGUCAGGUCUGAUGGAAAAGUGGGAGAACGAAGCUGAUUCUGCACAGGAUAUGAGGUUUACGGUGGAUGUUGAUCAUCAGCUGGACCCUGAAAUGAACUGUAAAAGGAAGCAGAGGACAGGUAUUGUGGGUUGAGGUAAAGGUGGGAGCGUAUUGUCUGAGAGUUGAGAUAGAUAACUCAGGAAUGGAACAGCAGUACCUUAAAAACAGGCUUACGCGAUUGGUGCUUAUAACGUUAGUGAAAAUCUCUUUAGCAGCAGUUGAAAGAUCAAUAUAAUGUUGAUCUAAAAAUAUGGUGAUGUUCCAAGUACAAAUGUGCCUAUGUGUGCAGCGACUUGGCAGUGAUGAUCUGGGAAGCAUUAAGUACAGCAAAUUAAGUUGUGACUGAACUCUGAGGUUAGUUAUUAGAACCAGUUCACCCACAUGAAUGACUACUGUCACAUUUUUCAGAGCAUUGAUUUAAUUUCUCCAAUUUGCUACGCUGCUUUGACUUGGACAUGUACAGUGAAAAUUGAUAGGAGAGCUGAUUCAUUCCCGAGAUAGGUGUUCCCAAAGCUUGUGCCAUGUUUUACCUAACAGAAAAUUUCCUUUGUGUGGAAACACUUGGUUUUAGCUUGGCAGAACAUCCAUGAGCAUUGAAGGCACUUGAUGCAAUGACUGUGAUGUGUUAAUUCCACCCCUAAAAAGCCAGAGAACAGACUGUAUUUCAGAGAUAGUUAUAUCACUUGUGUGCACAAAAUCUGUCAACCCUCCACAUGUUAAGCACUCUCCGCCUCCUUCUCCAGUUCACUGCAGUUUGUCUGAUGCAGUUUAUUUUUGUGUAUGUUCCCUUUGCUUUCUUCCCUAACUUGUGAGUUGUGUGUCAGCUGACUUCCCAUUGUGCAUGGCCAACCAGCAUAUUUUCUGAUCUGUUAUGUCCCCGUUUCCACCCUAUCCAGUGGGACUCCUUCCCUUUCACCCCAUCAUACUCUGUGAUAUCAAGUUCCCUCUGCCACCUGCUCUCACAGCACAAUAUCUUAUUCCUAAACACCUUCUAUGCUGCAUUUCUCACCCCUUACAUCAGGAUACUCUAACAAAUCAACCCCAUAAUUACCUAGAGAGGCUGAUCACUGCUUCUCCUGACUGCUCAGGCUCUGCUGUCUCCCACCCACACACUUCAUGCCCUCUCCAAGUCUGAUUCACUCUGUCAUCUACCUGCUGUUCCUUCCUAGCCUCUCAACCUCCCCACUCUGUUGCACUUUGUUCAUGUUUUACUUCAUAUCUACUAAUUAAAUAGGCAUUUGUACCAUUCAACUCGAUGCAAACUCUCAGAGCAGUCCCAUCAAUUUCUUUCAGCUAAUUCUUGUCACGUCCAUUAAUAGUGCUUCUCCUUCUACCAUGUAACACCGAUAAAUAUCACACCAGUGUGACUCCUGCUGCAUUACUGACACUGACACUCCUGCUGUGGUGCCGAGAGACUGGCCAAAGUAAUAUGGGUGCAGUCUGAAGUUAAAAUUGUAUAGAGAAACUUUGUAUUUAUCCAGAACAUGCUCUGGUUCUUCCUUGUGUACAAGUAUUCUUUGGUUGUGGCUAGUAUGUGUCUACAACAGCAAUAUUGACUUGCUGUUGACUGGAGCAGCAGUAAUGAAAUAACUUGAACUUCUCCAACAUGUUAGUCAGUGGUGUUCAGGAACCUGGGCCAUCUGCUCUGGUUAGUCUACCUAUUGAUCAGUGGGUUGAUUUCAAGCAGUGUGUUUGGCCAUUUUAAAGGCCUAGUACCUUUUCAAGAAUUACCAGCAUCUGGCCCACUCUGUCUAUUCGAUGAAAUGAAUUUAAAAAAGCAUUGGCUAGCGCUUAGUCUGUGCAUCCCAAGCUCAGCACUCUUCCCCACGCUGUGUUGGAGAUGUCUUUGGUAAACAAUUCUGAGGGCUAAUCAUUCAUUAGCAUUAAGGUUAUGUUGAUGAAUUGCACUUUCGGUGUAUUUGAGGGCCAGUAGCCCCUCUGCACAUUCACUUGGCUUGAGAACGCAGCUGCAUUUUAUGUUCAGUUAUCCUCUGAGUGUUGCAAAUCCCAGUUUUCAAUCUGUACCUUUCUCAGUUGAAGCUACAGGGUUUUAGUGCUUCCAAUCCAUUUUACUCCUUCCUUAGGGAUGCAGGAUGUUGUAGCAAUUCAUCUGUAUCCAUGUACAAGACUGUUAAACUUUUACUGAUUUUAUUUUCUCAAUUUGUAAAACUGAACUGAUGUAUAUUUUAAACAAAAUAAAGUAUUUUAAAAUUA
Hypanus sabinus (Atlantic stingray) is the source of this 10480-nucleotide messenger RNA. It is a transcript of the gene tjap1, whose product is annotated as tight junction associated protein 1 (peripheral). Gene Ontology annotation, biological process: Golgi organization. Gene Ontology annotation, cellular component: trans-Golgi network. NCBI's taxonomy places the organism in Eukaryota, Metazoa, Chordata, Chondrichthyes, Myliobatiformes, Dasyatidae. The transcript is spliced from 9 exons. The record is from RefSeq and is a predicted model, not a curated record. Bases 288 to 2189 code for a protein of 633 amino acids.